Parnassius apollo (apollo) is the source of this 510-nucleotide messenger RNA. The record is from the annotation of a GenBank genome assembly. NCBI's taxonomy places the organism in Eukaryota, Metazoa, Arthropoda, Insecta, Lepidoptera, Papilionidae.
AUGGAUACAGUAGAACAACAUGUUGUCACCUCAUUCGAAACGCUUUACGAUGAUACUGAACUAACUGACUUUGAGCUCCGCGCAGAGGAUGGAUCUGUGAAAGUACAUAAAGAAGUCCUUGCAGCUUCUAGCCCCGUAUUGAGGCGGAUGCUCAGCGGCAGCUGGCGAGAGACUACAGAAGGUCACGUCGACGUCCCAGGUACUUCGGUACAGACAUUACAGCAUUUUAUAGAUUACAUAUAUACAGACACGCUGCCCCAUACUGGUUUGGAGCAGAUCCUGCUUCUUGGCUCGUAUUACAUGAUACCAGAUUUAGAGCAGAGAUGUGUGAAUACAUUGAUAAAAAGCUUGUCAGCGCAGAACGCGUGCGAUUUGCUGGAGUUCGCAGUGAAACACAAAGUGACCGGGCUUGUUCUGGCCAUUCUUGACUGCGUCCAAAGUCGGAGGGUGCAAGUUACGGAUAUGCGUCAACACUUUUUGAAUUAUCAAAAUAAUAAUUGUGAAAAAUAA